AUGCCCACCAACACCUCCUCUCCGGUCAAGCGCCCCGGCCUGGGCCGCCGCGCGGUUUCUUCACAUGCGGUUGUCACGAGGUCUCACUCCAACUCAAGCUCCAACACAAACACCAACGAGCUGUCUCAGUCUCACUCCUCCAGGUCCACUAGCACGACCAACAUCCAUCAUAAGGCCCAUCGUGCGCAUGUCGUCGGAGGCGGCCAUCGCAAUCACGGUCGGAAUCCCUCAUUUGGCAAGAAUCUCAAUAAGCUCCAGCGCUUCCAGCUAGGCGCUGAGACCACUGCCCGUCAUCACCAGCGCAAGAAGUCCGCCCCCGCAACUCCGAUUGCCAGUCCCAAAGGCGAGUCGCAUGUUCGCUGGGCCGGACCGGUAAAUGAUCGACCUGGAGAUUCUUCGAUGAAGAGGAACUACUCGACGCCGGUUCUCCGACGCAAUAACUCAGCGAUCACGAAGAAGUCAUUGGUCACUGAUCGGCCCCUCACGAGUGCAGGGAAGAAGAAGUCGGUUGGGUUUGAACUAGCAGACGAUGAAAACGACGACACGGAGGAGUGGGAAGAUACCACACAGUCUCCUGAAAGCACGAGGCGUAAUUCGGUAGCACCCUCGAAUCAAAGUACAGAAAACACGCAGGUUCUGGUCGACCCUCUGACCUUUGUGAAGCGACCGUACCCGCAAAUACCUCGGGCGACCAGUCUACCCGACUCCAUCUCAAGCAAACUUGUCAGGGAGGAUCACGAUCAGGAGACCGACAAGGAAAACGAGCCCGACCGGGCAGAGAGCGAGGCGGACACAGACGCAGAGGCAGAGAAUCAGCCAGAGCAACCUCGGGCACCCAGUCAACCUGCCACCUCCGACCAAGUUGACAUUGCGACUCGCCUCAUCAGCCCGUCACACUCGGCCAAGGCACCACCUGCCAUGUCAUCAAUCUCCGCAGUCGCCAAACCCGUGGAUCCCACCUCGCGCGGCGCCUCCCUCACCCUGACCAGUGGCCUGGGUGCUGCUCGACGAACGUUUUCGACAUCCAAUCUCUCCAUGGCUCAAGCGAGUGGCAGUCAACCUGGCGCUACGUCAUCCUCCAUGGAAGGCGGCGUUUCUCGGUUUAUUAUGAGUAACAAAUCGGGCCUCCAGUCGUCGUCAAGAACCGACUCGGAUCCAAAUACUCCAUCCUCGUUUCUCCCCCAUUAUCACCCGCAAACCCCUCCUUCUCCAAAGAUCUCCAAUGGUCGAGUCAUUGCCUCGCCGGCACGGCCUCGUGGCAUCGAUCUGCCUUCUCGAACCCAGCAGAAACUGUGGCUUCAACGCACAGCAACCCUGAACAACUCUCCGCCCGACUCUCACAGCGUGUCCACAACAGUCGCUCCGGCAAACAUUGAUACGUCCUUUGGGAAUGGCUCUAGCUUUGACGGAGGUCCUGCCACAAUCGGCAGCGGCCGACCCGGAGGUCCUGGUAACGACACCGAGGCGCGUCGCAUCCGCAAAGCGUUUGAAAAGACCUCUUUGGAGCUGACAGUGGCUCGCCGAUUUCACUCCCCUACCGCAGACAGCUUCCAGCGUCUCCGCGCCAUAGCCCGUGCAUCCAAGACUCGGGCGGUCAAUGCUGAACAUGCGUCUGCGUUGGGUAAGCCGGUCAAAUCCGAGCCAUCCCUCCCUCUUCUCCAGAAGGCCAAUCGACCUACCCGGCCGGGUUCUGGCUCGGGAGAUCAGCGUCAAUUGGCUGGCCCAACAUCGACGUCCGAGGACCCUGCAGCGCAAGGUGACCCUUCCGAUGCGGUCCAAGCGGGGAAUUCCUCUCACCCUUCUCAUCGUAUCCUGUCCACCUCCGAUGACGGAGCGCACGGUGUGACGGGCGACCAGUCUUCCGAUGAUCUCCCUGCUCUGAGUGAGACGGAUCUCAUGAUCCGGCGCAUGUGGGAAACCCGAGAAGUAGCCACCUCUGGCUGA
Messenger RNA from Penicillium oxalicum, 1944 nucleotides. RefSeq lists its product as uncharacterized. The transcript has a single exon. Lineage: Eukaryota; Fungi; Ascomycota; Eurotiomycetes; Eurotiales; Aspergillaceae. Gene Ontology annotation, cellular component: TORC1 complex; fungal-type vacuole membrane. The record is from RefSeq and is a predicted model, not a curated record. The coding region runs from base 1 to 1944 and encodes 647 amino acids.